AAUGUAGGGUGCAUAAUGCAGAUACGAGUGUGGGCGCACGUAUGGUAGAGUGUACGCGUGAAAUUAUAACCUUAUCCGUAUAUUGUGAAUUGGAAGUUAAUAGUGAAUUAAAAUUCAUUUAGAAAUAUUAUAAAAACGUGAUAGUAAAAAAUACUUCAUUUCGAACAAAUGUCAUUUUUAUGAUAUAAGGAGUUUAGGAGGUAACCACUGAUGGAGAUGUCGCAACAAGGGGGUGCGGAGGCCGAGAGCCUCCUGAGAGGAGAACGUAGCGCUGUAGUCAUGCCUGGAAGACGCUGGGAUGUAGAGGGCGAAAAGGCGCCUUUCCUCCGAAACGAACCGGUAAAGUUAACGCCGGCCUGGGAGGGAUCCAACCUACCUGAUGACACACUCAACUUGAAAGGUAUAGCGAUGGAUCUCGCACCGCCUAAGGACAAAUGGAAAUUAAUAUAUCUGACGCUCAUGCUCCACGGCCUGGGGACGCUCACGGCCUGGAACAUGUUCAUAACAGCCAAGGACUACUUCGUCAGUUACAAGCUGGUGAACGCCAAGGGUUACGCCGACGACUUCAUGCCCUACGUCGGCUGGGCCUGCCAGAUACCAAACCUGUUCUUCAGUUGGUUUAACAUAUUCGUUAAGAUCGGCGGCAACCUGGCUACCCGCAUAGUAUGGUCGCUGUGUAUCGAGGUGAUGAUCUUCGUGGUGACCGUGAUCCUCGCUAUGGUGGACAGCUCCCAGUGGCCGGAGGUGUUCUUCUGGCUGACCAUGAUAUCCGUGUUCUUCAUGAACGGUUUCAACGCCAUCUUCCAGAACUCAGUGUACGGCGUGGCGGCGCGCCUCCCGCCCCAGUACACGGGCGCGGUGGUGCUCGGCUCCAACAUCUGCGGCACCCUGGUGGUGUUCCUCAACUGGGCGUCGGACGCGUUCACCGGCAGCUAUCGGACGUCCGCCAUAUAUUACUUCAUAGCCGGCAUGUUCGUGCUGCUAGUCUGCUUCGACACUUACUUCGCUCUGCCGCUCAAUAGAUUCUUCCGCUAUCACGAGACACUUCAGGAACGAACGCUCCGUGUGAACCCGGCCUUAGCGGCGACCAACCAGGCGGGAGCGCCGGCCGCUCAGAAGACUCCCUAUGGGCUCAUCAUUAAACAGUCGCUCAUACAACUGUACAAUAUAUUCAUUAUAUUUUUCGUAUCUCUAUCAAUUUUCCCAGCGGUACAUUCAGACAUAAGUCCUAUCACAAAAGGCUUCCUGGGGACUAACUUUGUUCGUAUCACAUGUUUCCUUACAUUCAACUUCACAGCUAUGAUUGGUAACAUAACGGCCAGUUUGUGGCAAUUCCCGUCCCCACGCUGGUUGGUAGUCUUCACAUCAUUACGAGUCCUUUUAAUACCAUUCUUUCUGCUUUGCAACUACUAUCCAAAAGGCAGGACUCGCACUCUACCAGUGUUAGUGAACAACGACUGGGUGUACUGGCUCUUCUCAGUUAUACUCGGAUGGAGUUCAGGCCAUGGAAGUUCGUUGGGUAUGAUGUAUGUCAGCGGUACCGUGGCUCCCGAACACGCCUCUACAGCUGGUAUGAUAGGUGGCGCCACAUUAGUCACAGGUAUAAUGGCAGGUAUAACAUUCUCCAAAUUCUGCCCAGCUCUCGUGUCACUGGCCGCGUGGAACAAUAUGUAGCAUUUACUUAAAUAUCUCGGGACCCUGUGGAACGUUCUAGUACGUGUAAAGUGAAACUCAAGUGUAUGAAGUGCAACAAGUCUAUACAUGUGACAAAACGUAGUUAAUGGUGUUUACUAAGCGCUUUCACAGCAAGUCAGUCGUUAUACUACAUACGAAGCGUUCAACGUUUUUCGUAUAUAGAUAAAAAAAUAUAAAUACAGGUGGCUAUGAAUAAAAAUGUGAACACUCUGUAUGUAGCGUGACAAUGCGUUCUUGGGUUAAUGUGUUACGUCGAGUGUGAGCUCACCACGCCUCAGAUGCUUGCACAAUGUUCCUUGUACAGUAUGAUUUGUACAGAAUUUGUAUGAGAUCAAACAUGUAGUGAAAAUUAUUUUGGAUGUAAUCGACACAUACAUGUGACUCUGAAGAUUGUAUUAACAUAUUCUAGCUAGUUUACCAAUAAGCCCCUGGUUUAAAAAAAAUUACCUGGUAUGGAAAGAAUUGCAAAAAAAAAAAAGUCUAAAAAAUUACUAACAGACUGACAGAAAAAAAGCAAUGGAAUUUUAAUUGAUAUGAAAAAAAAAAUAUGGUGAAAAACAAUCUUUUAAGAAAUGAGUUUGAUACAAUUAAACUAGUUUUUAAUAUCGAAUGUUCAAGUGUAAGGAAUUGGUUGAGUUUAGCGAAAAAUCAUUUAUAAAUUUUACAUACUGUUAAAUUAUGAGAAAUAGAUUAUUUAUAUAUCCUGUAUGAAAAAAAAUUGUUGGUUAUAAAUAGAAUUAUUAAUGAUUACUUUAAAAAAAAAAUAUAUAUAUAUAUAUAUAUAUAUAUAUAUUCAUAUAAAAAUAUCUGGAGAACCGAUUUCAUUGUUUGUUUAAAUGUGAAUUUUUUUUUUUAAUAGCAAUUUUUUGUCACAUCUACGUCCUUAGCUGUAAGUAUGAAUUAUUAAUCCAAAGUGCUACGAUUUGUGUAAGUUUUUUAACGUAGUUAUAUUAAUUUAAUGUAAUUUUUAAUUAACUACAGCUGGCUGUAAUUUACAAUGUUAGUGUUCUUUGCCGCACUGGACAAAUAUAGUGUAGGAUUUGACUACAAUCAAUAAAUAAGCAUCAAGAUGUUUCCAAAUGACAUUGUUUGUAAUAUGGAAUAAAACAUUGUUUCUAUGUAUAUAACAAUCAUAUUAUUCUAACACGAAAAUGGUACGAUUGAUUCGAAUAUACUAAAAGAUUUUAAUGACAAAACCAUUUCUUACGUCAUUUGUAAUAACGACCGAAGAUCAGUAUUGUUACAAUUGCGAUGAAAUUGACCCAAACUGACAUAAAAUUUUUGUUGUAACAUUUGUAAUGCUCCCAUAAAGCAGGGUAAUUUAAAUUAUCACUGAGGUAUGUUAAUCUUCUAGUUUAUAUACAGACUGAUUCAAUAACAGUUAAGUUUAUUAUCCGAUUCAUUGAUUUGUUAGUCACAUUGAACACCUUUUACAUCUGCAGACAUACAAGUCACAACUCUUAUAUCUAUAUUCUAUAGUCUUAUUUUUUUUUUAAUUAUGUCUUCUAAGUUUCUGCAUGCGUUAUUUGUCAUGUGUUAUAGUUAGAUCUUUUAGAUUUCCGAUAUCCUCAUAGCAUUUUUAUUUAAUAGUCUGAAGAUGUGAAAGGCUAUGUGUUGAGUCGCAGACCAAAUAUUAUAUCUGUAAUGAACAAGAUUUGUGUUAUUUGUUUUGCCCUCAAGUAGCUCCUGUUAGUUUUUAUUUAUUCAAUAAAGUUUUUUUUUUAUUAUCA
Molecule: messenger RNA, 3425 nt
Organism: Danaus plexippus (monarch butterfly)
Lineage: Eukaryota; Metazoa; Arthropoda; Insecta; Lepidoptera; Nymphalidae
Gene: Ent2
Product: equilibrative nucleoside transporter 1
Exons: 10
Coding region: 211-1674 (487 amino acids)
Biological process (GO): nucleoside transmembrane transport
Cellular component (GO): plasma membrane
Molecular function (GO): nucleoside transmembrane transporter activity
Source: RefSeq, a predicted model, not a curated record